AUGCUCUGGAAGCUGUGGCAGGGGUCUUUUGUCCUAUCACGUGUUAUCGACUAUCUUGAAGCACGAGCUCUUUUCGGCAGUGAUGCCUAUGCAUACUAUACUUCUCUGCAUCCGAGCGCUGAGAGGCUACCUCCACUCUACCCCCUCCACGCGCUCGACUGCCAUGCAGAGAAGCAUAGUAGGCAUCACUGCUUCUCGGUUACCAGAGUUUCAGAUUAUCUCGAUCUUCCUCCAUCAUACCAUCCGCCUCGGUACAAAGCGAAUCGUUGCGUGAGCGGGGGCGGUAGCCGCGGAAACGGGGCGACUGGCGGUACCGGAGGCGGUUCAGGUACUGCAGGCGGCCGCGGCGGCGGCGGGGGCGGUGGUAGCCCCGGAGUAGACAGCGUUGUGGUGCCUGCUGCACCGACUACCGGCCACCACCACCACCAUCAUCACCAUAAUCAACACCUCACCACGACUACCACGACUACCACCACCACCACCACCACCUGCAGCACCAGACACCAGAGGCACAAACUGCCUGCCGGCAAGCAGUGCACGGAACACCGUCACCACCCACAUCACCACCGGCAUCACCCCCAUCGCUCCCACCACCGGGGCAUGAACAUGGGCCAAAAGAUUUCAGGCGGCGUGAAGAGCAUGAGCCGGGAGAGCGGUGCCGGAGCCGGCGGCGGGGUCGGUGUUGGCGGUGGCAACAACACGACGUACACACGAUCGGUGAUACCACGCGAAUUGGCCCAGGACUUCGCGAGGCCACCGCGCCUCGACGUACUCCUCGACAUGCCAUCCGCCUCGCGAGAGACACAAGUUCAUCACAGCUGGAACGCCGAAGACCGUAGUCUAAAUAUAUUUGUCAAGGAGGACGAUAAGUUAACGUUUCAUCGACAUCCUGUCGCGCAAAGUACGGAUUGCAUACGAGGGAAGGUGGGGUACACUAAAGGUAUGCACGUAUGGGAGCUUACUUGGAGCACGAGGCAACGAGGUACGCAUGCCGUGGUAGGAGUCGCGACGGCGGAUGCACCUCUUCAUAGUGUCGGCUAUCAGAGUUUAGUAGGCAACAACGAACUCAGUUGGGGUUGGGAUCUUGGUAGAAACAAACUCUAUCACGACUCAAGAAACAACAAUGGCGUCACGUACCCAGCUCUCCUCAAGUCCGACGAGACAUUCAUUGUUCCUGACAAAUUUCAUGUUGUCCUCGAUAUGGACGAGGGUACGUUAGCAUUCGUUGUGGAUGGUCAGUAUCUUGGAGUAGCGUUUAGAGGGCUCAAAGGAAGGAAACUGCAUCCUAUUGUAUCCGCCGUCUGGGGACAUUGCGAGAUCACAAUGAGAUACGUCGGCGGACUUGAUCCUGAACCUCUGCCUCUCAUGGAUCUCUGUCGAAGAGUGAUUCGGCAGCGAAUCGGCAAACAUAGACUAGAAGAGAAGAUCAACGAGCUGAAUCUACCACAGACGAUGAAAACUUAUCUUCUGUACCGGGACAGAAGGUAACCACUGAGUGAAUCUCCUCAAGAUGCCACCACGAUUAUGACUGCAAAUAUCACCGUGCUGAAACGUUGCCACUACGACGCACAGGCGACCGUCCGCUAUCCCUUUUCACGCCACCAAGGACAGCAACCCCUUAGCCGCGCGUCUCCGUCAAUGAAGCGCAUGAUGUUCAACAGACUGACAUGCAUCAUGCGACGACGCGUCGAGUCAUGCCUAGUACCUCGAGAAGGCGCGCUGAGAGAGCGACGCCGAAAUACCGUGUUGAUAACGACUCGUGGCGCCCUUAUUAGGACAAGCCACGACGACCGCAAUCCCCAUCGUCGUUACUGCCAUCAUCGAUAAGUUCAAUUCGAUGGUGGCAGGGUUGAGAAACAAAAUGGAAGAAGAGACUUUAACGAGAUUUAGAAAGAGACAUUUCUAAAUUUAGUUAUUUUUAAUUAGCGUUGUUUUAUGUUGCUUAUUGUUGUCUUAUGUUACUCGUACUUCUAACUCGGAAUAGAGAAUUAUUCUUUGUUGAUUAUUAGAGAAAGUUGUACCGAGGCGACCAAUUUCGGUAUUUUCAUAUGGACAAACAUCUAUGCGCAUAUAUGACUCUUUUUUUUAUUAUUCGAUUUAGUGACGAUGCGUGUAAAUGAUGAAUAGAAUUGUGCCAGACGAUGGCAAUACGGUACGAUAAUUUGCGCGAUUUCGGAGACGCGUGGUUAAAGCUGGAAGGCAAAAGAUUAUGCGAAAACACGAAGAAACUACAACGCUUCGCAGUUGGCCAGUAAAAAAAAUUAGACUUAAUCAAGCCUGGAGGCUGAUACGGAUGUGUCGCUUGCUUACAACGGUUGAUUGAUAGUGGAUAGCGCUGCUGGCUCCUUAGUCCGGCCACAGCAGAAAAAUGGUGGAGCAGCAAGAGGGAGAAAAAGCGAAGAGAGAAGACAUAAGAUGAGAAAGUUUUCUACGACGAGAAACUAGACUCGGCGAGAAAUGUGACCUCGAUCGCACAACUAUGAAACGAUUAAUUCAAUUUGGAACAUUUUGUAUAAUAAUGAAUAUCGAGCCACCUUCCAAUGAACUCAUUUUUCAAGUAUUUUCUAAGCAUGCUAGAUUUAAUAAAGUGCGCUAUGGAUAUAAAACAAAACCAGAGACGACGAGGAAGGUACGAGGAAGGAAGAACAAAUAUAACCCUGCCAUAAUAUUCUCUUUAGCAGUGUUCGAAAAACAUACACAUUACAAUUGCGAAUUCUGCAGUGGGGAAAGAGAGACCGAGUGGAGAAUGCGAAGAAAAAUCAUCUGAAACUCGCUCUGUGUUUGAAUCGGGUAAAAGACAUCCGAGUAAAAACUAAGGACGAAAAAACUAUUACUAAAAUUAAUUAUCUACAUCUAAUUGAUUUAAAAAAUAGUACGUAUUUAACUAAUGUUUAAGAGAAGCGAAGAACACACACGGGCAUUGGCACAAAUUAUUCCAAACGUGAAUUAAAAAACUGUCAGGGAGAGCCGCUAUGUAGCACAAUAUAAUCCGGUAAAAGGGUGUGACGAGUAACAGCGACACAUCGGGUGACACGUAUCACGGAUUUACUCAUCAUAACGAUUAUCGGAUUAUCGAUCUUAAUAGUUACAAUGACGACGAUGAACAAUGCUGCUAAGUAUACCGGAUGUGUAACUAUUAUACUAUUAGCAUGACAAAUUUUACGACUGGUCUCUAGUAUCUCUUUACUCUUACGUUUGUCGCUUAGGUUUAAAGACUUACGCCACCGUCAACGGCUAUGUCGAUUUGUAUAUAGAUAAUAUUGAUAAUAUUGUACGACGACGUAUACAUGUGCAUUGUGGACGACGAUUGUAUCCGUAGCUGCGGAAUCAGGCGGACCGAAUGUGAGAGAGUGGCAUAUACCAUCUUCAUCGUUUCACACAAAACAAAGCGAUCAUCAUCUCGCGUCGUCAGACCUCCAUUUCGGUAUAUCUUGCUUUCUGACGCGCGGCUUCGAAAUCAUCUCGAUUAUUAAUCGGUGAUGCCAUUGUUUGCAUCGGCUUAAGCUCGUCCGAGAUCUUGGAUCGUAUCGCGUCUUCCAAAAUUAUCGUCAACUGUUCGCAAUCUAUCAGACUGUUCUGAGUCUUGUUGAGAAACGUAAGUCGCACUUAGCUCUCGCACUUGUGCCGAUUACGUUUCUUGGUGCAAUUCCCUUGUGAUGAUCCGUUCGAAUGAGCUCGCUGUUCGUCCACUGGACCACAUUCCAACGGUCAUCGCAAAGCAGAUUGCGAGACACGAUCAAUCUCGCGUCACAUCCCAGGACAUUUUCAAAAAGCGCCGCACGAUAUCGCGGAACUUUCUCGCGUGUCGCACAGCUCUGCUGGCUCUCCAACACCCGGGAGCGUGAUCAGCGACGUUUGCCUUCGCUACUUCUCGUCGCGGAAUACACAGAGAAAGCACACGAAUCUACGACGCGAACGGAUCGAAUGAUAACGGACGGCUCGAGCUUUUAAAAAAAUCAUCUCUCCAGCGGUACGUCAACGUCGUCGGAGAUGACUGUCAUAUAAUGAAAACAUUGGGAACGAGAGAGAUAGAUAGUUGAGAGAGUGAGAGAGUGAGAGGGAGAGAGAGAGAAGAGAGGCGCGCUGCGAGGGCGACAAAGAGGACUUCUGCGCCGGACAGGAAGUCAUUUUCGUUGUUUUUACCGCAUAGCAGCAGCAGUAGCAGUAAUGGGUAACUUUACUUUGUCAUCUUUUAUUCGGCGCCUGUGCAUGAGGGCAAGAAACGACGAAACAGUUUUCUCCAGCGGGGCGACUUUGCAUGCCGUGAUAGAAAGAAAAAAAGAACAGAAUUACGAUUCCAAGUACGUGUAAGAGCAUGAACACAGGAAGCGUAUCCGAGGACGCGCCUCAAGCGUUUCACGAAUCGAUGUACAUUCAUUCAUACAUGUCGUUCAUAUAUCGUUAUACACGCGCGAGAAAACUGAGGAAAACUAGUACACACACGCGCGCGCGCACACCCUCAGAGAGGAAGGUUUUUCCGCGACUAUACUUAUUGCUACCCAUUGAACCGAUACUGUUUUAUAUGAAUUAUUGCCUAUAGGUACGCAUGUCACGAGCCGAACAUGAGAGAGGACAAAUAGGAUGAAAAUAUUGUACAAAAUUAUUAUUAACGAUCAAUAUUAAUAUUAUUACUGUAUCAAUCCCAAUAGUUUAAUUAAUUAUUCAAUCGUCGUUAUCGUGUUAGUCAGGUAUUUACGAAUAUUAUGAUAUAAUUGUGGUUUCCGUUUUUAUACGAUAGGGAAAACUGUGUGUACGCGAUCGAUCGAUUGAUUUGACACGGGAGGAGAUUUUUGUUCUUUCUAUGGUUCUUUCUAUGGUUCUUUCUAUGGUUCUUUCUAUGACGAGGUAAAGAAAUAUAAUCUUUGAUUAUAUAUCUUUACCUCGCCAUUCUUUUACGAAGAGUUCUUGUGAUUUAAUAUGAUUUCACUGAAAUGACGGCUUGUUCUGAGCGUAGCAAUGGAAUGAAAGCAAUGAAAUGAAAAAACGCAAAUGUAUUCUGAGCUUUCUUAUUACGGUAUUGACAUCCAUGUUGAAACAGACUUUGGUUUCUUUUUAUCUGUAUGACAAUUAAUUAAAAGUUUAAUUACUGAUAAGAAAAUGAUUCCUAUAUACAUCAUCUUUCAAUUUUUAUAUAUUUUUAAUCAUAUUUAUAAAAUUAAUAGCAUUCAAUAUUAUAAAUAUUAUCACAAAUAUAUAAUAUGACGUUAUACUUUCUUAUUUGACGUGAAUGUAUUUAGGUUGUUUAGCUAUCAGUUAAACCUCGACAUUGUCAUAAGAUUGGCUUCAAUAUACGUAUACCUGUUUGCAUUGUAUUCGGUAUUUGUAUCUACGUGCUCUUUGUCAGAUACAAAUCAGUACACAUUUUUGUGAAGAAAAAAUAAUUUUUUAGUUGGUUUUUCUUUAGGGCAAUUUGGUAUAGCUGAAAGUGUAAAUCAAUAUGAAGUAAACGUGAACCGAAAUGUGCACCGUUCAAUUUCAUUAUAUGAUUAACUAGUGCAGUUUUAUUAGAAUAUUAUGAAAUGCGGAAUGAAAUAGAGGACAAAUUAAAUUUUAUUUUAAAACCAAUUAUAACUUACUCUGGAUUGAAUUAUUACAAAAAGUCGACAAGGUACUGCCGUACGAUAAUUCAUAAUUUCGUGAUUUCGUACAUUAUUUUUGUCGGGGAAAAAAGGUAUAUUUUAUUUUACAUUUUUACAAGUAAGCUUCUUUACCUGAAGCUGAAAAAGAGCUAAGAAGAUAAUGGUAUUCCCGCUUUUAACUUACAUCGAUCGAUCGCACACAACGAUAAGCACAGGCAAGCUAGCUUUUAACAUUAAAAUCCGCGACAGCGUCCGAUUCGUUCGCAUGCGCCGUGGAAAGUGUUCCAAGAAAAUUCGCGUGGCUGUUGCAAGGAUUAAUUUCCAUGAACUGCCUGCCCACCUGCCCUUGCAAACUACGUUGCCUCGAAAAAUGUGUCUAAUUUAUUACUGAGAUGCGAUAUAUAAUGAGACGAUAAUUAGCAAUUUCUUAGUUUAAUAUGACGGGAUGAACAAGUCUCAUAUUAGUUUAAUUCGAUGCUAAUGAUCUAAAAGGGGGAAAGUAUGCGUAAGAAAGUGAUUAAGAAUUUGUUGGUGUGUUUGUAUGCGUGGUGAAUGUAUACUGCAUGCAUAUGCGAAUGCUGUGAAUACAUGGGGGAUAUUUACAAUUAAUUUUUUUUUCUUCCGCUUUUUCGUUCGCAAAUUGUUAUCGCUUGAUUUUGAAUUUUAUCAAAGUGUCGUAUUAGUCGUGGUCCAGAAAUAAAUUUCGGUUUUCUCAUGAUAAUAGCUCAACAAUUGCUCUGUAGAAUACAUUAUUGUUUGAUAAUAUGUAAUAACAUCUAAUAUUAGCUACAGGAAUAAACAUGAAAAGAAAAGAUA
Messenger RNA from Vollenhovia emeryi, 6395 nucleotides. RefSeq names its product protein gustavus. The transcript is spliced from 7 exons. Lineage: Eukaryota; Metazoa; Arthropoda; Insecta; Hymenoptera; Formicidae. Gene Ontology annotation, biological process: intracellular signal transduction; proteasome-mediated ubiquitin-dependent protein catabolic process. Gene Ontology annotation, cellular component: SCF ubiquitin ligase complex. Gene Ontology annotation, molecular function: protein binding. The coding region runs from base 1 to 1488 and encodes 495 amino acids. The record is from RefSeq and is a predicted model, not a curated record.